CUUCAAUUGAGAAAAGUCUACCUGUAUAACUCUAGCUCCAUGACUUUCCAGGUAUGCUAUAAAGACUCUGCUAAACCAUGCGUUCUUCCAAGAGGAGACGGGGGUCAGGGUUGAACUGGCAGAAGAGGACGAUGGAGAAAUGAUUGCUAUUAAACUUUGGCUCAGGAUAGAAGAUGUUAAAAAGUUAAAAGGCAAAUACAAAGACAACGAAGCCAUCGAGUUCUCCUUUGACUUGAUUCGAGAUGUUCCAGAAGAUGUGGCUCAGGAAAUGGUUGAGUCUGGAUAUGUUGCUGAGGCUGACCAUAAGACCAUGGCCAAGGCCAUCAAGGACAGAGUGUCUCUGAUUCGGAAGAAGAGGGAGCAGAGGAAGCUAGUACGAGAAGAGCAGGAGAAGAGAAAACGGGAAGCGGAACAGCAAGAGUCAUUCAGAGCUUCACAGACACAGGCAGAGGCGGAUGAGACAGAAGCAGAACAUCAUCAACUACGAAGCCAGAGGACCAACACCUCCGUCACAUCCGAAGGAGGCGUGGACAGCGGCUCCUCCGUUUUCUCCCCGGACUCCCCCCACCCAGGACAGAUGACCAUGUCCUACAGUAGCCUGCCGUCGUCCCAACCCCCCUCCCACUGUGGUAGAGCGGCCAUCCCUCUUUUCCUCACUGGCGUGACAAAGAUGUGUGACCGGUUUGAA
Oryzias melastigma (Indian medaka) is the source of this 688-nucleotide messenger RNA. Its product is annotated as serine/threonine-protein kinase WNK1-like. Gene Ontology annotation, molecular function: ATP binding; potassium channel inhibitor activity; protein serine/threonine kinase activity. The transcript is spliced from 6 exons. Gene Ontology annotation, biological process: positive regulation of potassium ion import across plasma membrane; intracellular signal transduction; protein phosphorylation. The annotation marks the transcript as partial. The record is from RefSeq and is a predicted model, not a curated record. Gene Ontology annotation, cellular component: cytosol; cytoplasm. Lineage: Eukaryota; Metazoa; Chordata; Actinopteri; Beloniformes; Adrianichthyidae.